Messenger RNA from Linum trigynum, 2274 nucleotides. NCBI's taxonomy places the organism in Eukaryota, Viridiplantae, Streptophyta, Magnoliopsida, Malpighiales, Linaceae. The record is from the annotation of a GenBank genome assembly.
CCAUCUCUCUCCAAAAUAAAAAAAAACCUUUUUUCCGAAUCGCUCACAAAAUUCAAAAUUUCCUUUCUGCGCUCCCUUCCCACUCUAGGGUUUCCGCUCUGUUCCCCUUCGUCCCACCUUCGCAAAUGGCAAGGUACCGCAGCCGGAGUUACAGUCCCCGCCGCCCCCGCAGCAGGACCCCUCCUCGACUGCGCAAGCGGCACGACGACGACGGCAGCGACGACGAGCCUCGCGAUCGUUACCGCGACAGCCGUUCCCGUAGAGACCGACGCUCCCCUCUUCCUUCUGGUUUGCUCGUCCGUAAUCUCCCUCUCACCGCUAGCGCUGAGGAUCUCAGGAUCCCGUUUCAGAAGUAUGGCCCUGUUAAAGAUAUCUAUCUGCCUAAGAAUUACCAUACUGGGGAGCCUCGAGGCUUUGGGUUUGUCAAGUAUCGUUAUGGCGAAGAUGCAGCGAUAGCUAAGGAAAGAAUGAAUCAUAGAUUUAUUGGUGGACGGGAGAUUCGGAUUGUUUUUGCUGAGGAAAACCGGAAAACUCCUCAGGAAAUGUCUUCAACUGGUGGCCGUACAAGCAGUCGACAUGGUGGCAGCAGUAGGCACAGAUCACCACCAAGGUCUCCAAGACGCAGAUUCCGAUCUUCAUCACGCUCUGCUUCGCCACCUAGGAGAGACACGAGGGAUCACAGAGUGAGGGAUGACCACCAUACUUCAAGGAGAUCUAGAUCAAUCUCAAGAUCAUACUCUCCACAGGAUGAAGAAAGGGAUCAUAGGUCUAACAGGAGAUCUCCAAGUCUAGUUGGAAAUGGUCGUAGUCCUCAGGAAGUGCGGGACCAUGCCUCUGGUAGAUCAAUGAGUCCCAAGGAUAAUCGGUUCAGUCCUUCUCUGUCUGGUUCAAGGUCAUACGACUAAUGUGCAUGUGCCUGAUCGUCAUCCUCUCUUCGUCUGAUCUUCUCUGCACUGCUUGGUUGUACGGUUGAUGGCUGAUGGGAAUGUGUGAAUCUGAGAUGUGCAAUCAGUUAUCAGUGUUUCCUCCUUUCUCCCAGCAAAUUCAUUCCUUUUUCUCCCUUCUGUCUCUAGGUCUAGUUACUUCAGACUGAAUAGUACUCUUCUGAUGCUAGCGGAUGCUGUAGUCUCUUUUUCUACAUUGGCCAUUUUGAUUUCUGUACAAAUUUGUAGUUUGGGGAACAUCAGGAGAUUCAGAAUUUGAUGUCGGUUUUGUUGGUUGUUUCCCCCUAUUUGGGCUUCUGGAGUUGAUUCUUUGAGUAGAUGACUUUCAAGGUAACGACGAUAUUCCGAGUAAACUGAAUGUAGCAUCGUGACAUUCAUCCAGGACAACCUAGCUAUGGUGUGCACAAGGAAUCUGAAGCCUUGCUCACAUUGCCCCUCGUUUGUCAGAUUGCGUACAGACGCUUCACAGCCAUCGCAUUACAAUGCCAUUCGCUCCAUCCGACUGCUAUGGAGCAUACGAGCAUGUUCUGGCAAGCGUUAGGCGCUAUGUGCAUGUUCUCAUAGAUGUAUAAGAGCAAAAUCCCUGAAGGAGGUAAAUGCAACUAAUAUUUCUCAAGUGCAGAGAGUUACAUGGCAAAAACGUAUCCAAACCCAAAAGAGAUCCAUUAAUACAAUCGACAACAGAAAACGAAUUCAAAACCACGGUGUUUUGCUCAUGGCGGAUUGCCAUUUACAGAUUAUUAAACUAAGCAGGGGGGAACCGAACAUCCAGAUUUUUGGCUAGAUAGAAUCACUACAGAGGGCACUCUUUCUCGAAUGCUUGUUGCUCCUUGCGGCACAGAUCAAACUCAUUUGUGUUGUAGUACAUGCAGCCGACGUAAUCGUCCAUUUGUUUUGUGCAGUUCUGGUGUAGAUCUUUCAGCCUGCAAAUGACAAAAGCGGAUUGAAUUCCCAGUCAUGCAGCUGCUAAAAACUGCAGCAAUUCUUCUUGUGUAUACAUGCGUAGUUCUAUGUCAAAUUGUCAAUGAUGUGAUGUAAGAAGUUGAGGACUCCUUAGGAAAGAUGGUAAAACUAUGGCCCUAAACUGGGCUUGCACAAAUGGGAUAUCAACUGAUUAAACCUUUUUUGGCCAGGCAUUGUCAAAGCAAAUGGAUUCCAUACUGGAGAAGGGUAAAAUGGAUGCAAAUGUACAUAUGCUAAUAGCAAAUCAUGGGCACGCAAGCAACUGAGGGCAAAAUGCAGGUCAGUAAAAGUUUUCUUCAGACUAUAUAAAUUGUGAAUUUCGUAUAUACAAAUGAAAACAUCAGACCAAUCAAAGUAUUGUUUACAG